AUGUCGACCUUCGCAAAUACCGCAACAACGGGACCGUGGCGCGACGGAUGUGAAUCGCAAGUGAUUAACCUGGUCACCGAGUUUAUCAACCACCACGAAAUCAGCCAUCAGAACCCUUGGAAAGUUCCCCAAGCUCCUGUCGAGUCACAAGCAGUCGCUACACAAAUCAAGGCCCACCCAAGUGUCACUUCAACAGUGAAAUGGGCACUGAAGGUUCGAGAAAGUACCGCGAGUCGGAGAGACCUUCUUAAGCGCAUUAUCGAAGCUGGCGUACUCACUGAUCGAGCAGAGGUCUUUUUCAUCACUCUGCUAGCGGAAAACAACUAUCUGGGCCUACCAAGGGGAAGCUCUGAAGCUGAAGCGUUGCUCUACCGCCAUAACGGAGCGAGCAAGGGUCUCGAUUCGGAGCAAGAGCAGCAGAAUUUCGAUGUUCACCAACGCCGGCUGAAUCAAUAA
Aureobasidium pullulans EXF-150 is the source of this 456-nucleotide messenger RNA. RefSeq lists its product as uncharacterized. The record is from RefSeq and is a predicted model, not a curated record. NCBI's taxonomy places the organism in Eukaryota, Fungi, Ascomycota, Dothideomycetes, Dothideales, Saccotheciaceae. Bases 1 to 456 code for a protein of 151 amino acids. The transcript has a single exon.